AUGGUCGCUGGGGGUGAGGAGCGGCCCAGCGAGGAAGGCAGCGGCGGCCGGGAGCUGAGGGGCGCGCCCAGGACCCGCGCCAGGCCUGGCUGGGAGGAGCCCGCGGCGGCCGGGGCGUUCGGGGCGUCGCCAGGGGCGCGGCUUGGGCUCCGAGGCGCGGCGGCGCCCGGCCGGCCGGCUCGGCGCGCGGGGAGUGGCGGCCCGGCUGCUGCUCCGGGAGGGGCUCGCCUGGCGGGGCUGGGCCUGCCUGGAGCCGGAGCCCGCGGGAACUGCGGGCGAGUGCCGCGGGGUGGCUCCCGGGAGAAGCGGCGCGGCCCAGGCCCUGGUGCGCCACGGGGCUGCGUAGGAGGAAGCCCCCAGGAAGGCGCGGGCCCCGGCGUCUCGGUGCUGAUGGCUUUGCCGACGAAGCACUGGUGUGCGGUCAGGCUGACUCUGAUGAAAGCACCCCUCCAGCCUGCAGCCUGGCCGGCUGCCCAGCUUGUCUUGUACAGAUCUCUAAACUCUCAGGUGACUGCGGACACUACGCGCUUGUGGGCCUGUUCGGCACCCCCAGAUAUGAGGGGGUUUGGGGGUUUGAACACCUGAGGUGGGACUGACACUCGAAGAAGCCAAGGAGUGCCAUAGGAAUGCAUCUGUUAGGACAAGCGCUCCUACGGAACCCUCCUGUCCCCAGCCAGGGGCUGCUCCCACGUUGGGGUUGAAGGCAGCAGCGAGUGAGGCAGCACUUAGCACAGCACAGACCAGACGGGACGCUGCACUUCACAGGGCGUGCCGGGGUCCCGCUCCUUCCCCUGCGGAAACCUGAAGUUGCGACGCGGCCUCAAAGGAAGACCGCACAGAUGGCCGCCGCCGACAGCGUGGCGGUGAUAACCCGCCCAGACAUCCUUCAAAGUGAUAGUUCUCGGUUCGGCCACUGAGGUUGUACCUUUGCACUCGCACCUCAGAGCCUCGCCCCAUCUUCUGAAUCACUCAGCAAAGACGCCCUGGCCCCAGCAAAAGCCAGGAAGCUGAUCUACCAUC
Oryctolagus cuniculus (rabbit) is the source of this 1020-nucleotide messenger RNA. The record is from RefSeq and is a predicted model, not a curated record. NCBI's taxonomy places the organism in Eukaryota, Metazoa, Chordata, Mammalia, Lagomorpha, Leporidae.